Messenger RNA from Coregonus sp. 'balchen', 42639 nucleotides. NCBI's taxonomy places the organism in Eukaryota, Metazoa, Chordata, Actinopteri, Salmoniformes, Salmonidae. The record is from the annotation of a GenBank genome assembly.
AUGGAGAACCCCCCCCAUAAUAAGCCUACAGGUUUUUUUCUAGAAGUGAUUAGGGGAUAUCCCUUCACAGCAGGGAAGAAGCCACCCUGUUAAAUAACUCUGAAGCCUAUUUGGCACAAUACUAAUAAAUAGGAUCCAGUCUUUAUCCAUAAGAGGGAAUCUGAUUUAAAGGGACCCUGUGCUGCUGUUUCUAGCCUGGAUUCAAACCGAUAGACACCAUUCCACUAUUGUAUCAACAAGGGUUGGGCUCAAUUCAAAUAGUCAAUUCAGGAAGUAAAACGCAAAUUACAAUUCAAUCAUUUAAUAAAAGGGCAUUUAUUUUCAAUGACUUCUUAAGAAAGUUUUUCCGAAUUUUAAAUUGAAAUCGUUUCCUGAAUUGACUGCCUCCAAGUCCACUAGAGCCCAACCCUUUGUACCAGCGUGGCUUCCAGGCUAGAUUGGUACCAGCGUGGUUUCCAGGCUAGAUUGGUACCAGCGUGGCUUCCAGGCUAGAUUGAUGCUGGCUUAAAAAGGCCCUUUAUAUCCAACCCAAAAAUCACUCAGCAGGGGCCCCCCUUUUUGGGGCUUGGGGGGGGCCACCAGUCAGGGCCCCCGGGUCUGGGUCUCUGGGGGAAAACCCCUUUUUUUUAAAAUCGGGCCCCUGCUUUUGGGUUUUCUGGGGGGGAAAACUCGUCAGGGCCCCCGCUUUGGGUUUUGGGGGGAAACCCCUCAGAGGGCCCCCGCCUUUUGGGGGCUCGGGGGGAAACCCCCAGUCAGGGCCCCCCCCUGGGUCUCUGGGGGGGGCCCCCUCAGGGCAGGGGCCCCCCUGCUCUGGGUUUUCUGGGGAAAAACCCCAGUCAGGGCCCCCGCUCUGGGUUUGGGGAACCAAAACAGGCAGGGCCCCUGUUUUGGGUUUUCUGGGGAAACCCCUAGUCAGGGCCCCCCCCCCAACCCGGGGUCUCUGGGGGGGGAACCAUCGUUUAGGGCCCCCGCUCUGGGGGCUCUGGGGGAAACCCCUCCGUCAGGGCCCCCUGCUCUGGGGGCUCUGGGGAAAACCCCUCAAAUCAGGGCCCUGGGUCUGGGGUUUGGGGGAACCACUCAGUCAGGGCCCCCGCCCCCGGGGGGCUCGGGGAAACACUAGUCAGGGCCCUGCUCGGGUCUCUGGGGAAACCACUUUAGUCAGGGCCCUGUCGGGUCUUGGGGGGGAAACCCCUCAGUUAGGGGGCCCCCGCUCUGGGUUCUGGGGAACCACUCAGUCAGGGCCCCCGCUCGGGGGCUUUGGGGAAACCCCUCAGUCCGGGGGUUUGCUUGGGGGGCUCUGGGGGAAACCCCUCAGUCCGGGCCCUGUCUGGGUCUCUGGGGAACCAAUCAGUCAGGGCCCCCGCUCGGGUUUCUGGGGGGGGAACCCCUCAUCAGGGGCCCCCCCCUUGGGGGCUUGGGGAAUCACUCGUCAGGGCCCCUGCUUGGGUCUUUUGGGGAAAACCCCUCAGCAGGGCCCCGCUCUGGGUUCUGGGGAACCCCUCAGUCGGGCCCGUCUGCUCUGGUGUCUCUUGGGGAACCACUCAGUCCAGGGCCCUGCUCUGGGUCUCUGGGUGAACCACUCAGUCCAGGGCCCUGCUCUGUGUCUCUGGGGAAUCACUCAACUCAGUAAGGGCCCCCUGCUCUGGGUCUCUGGGUGAACCACUCAGUCAGGGCCCACUGCUCUGGGUCUCUGGGGAACCACUCAGUCAGGGCCCCCUGCUCUGGGGUCUCUGGGGAAUCACUCAGUCAGGGCCCCUGCUCUGGGUCUCUGGGGAACCACUCAGUCAGGGCCCCUGCUCUGGGUCUCUGGGGAACCACUCAGUCAGGGCCCCUGCUCUGGGUCUCUGGGGAACCACUCAGUCAGGGCCCCUGCUCUGGGUCUCUGGGGAAUCACUCAGUCAGGGCCCCUGCUCUGGGUCUCUGGGGAACCCUUACCUCCGCCUCAGUCUCCAUGGUGCCAAAUGGACACACAGUUUAACACAGCAGAGCUUUUCAUUGUGGAUGAGACAGGUGACAGGGACAGCUAUCCUCUUAUUAAAACAGACACAAGUUCAGAGUUGAAUUGGAUAAGCGCUCUAAAGAAAAUAUUAAGUAUUUUGUAACGCCAUCAUUUAUUGUUAACAUAAAAUUGCUAUUCAGAUGUAGGCUUAUCUCACUAUAGAUUUUGUUAUUAUAAAUAAGAUGGUCAGGGUAUUGACCUUUGCAGAAUAGUGAAAACUAAAUUGAACCCGUUUUUUAAAUAAUUAUAAACACUUGUACAGUAAGGACAACAGAGAAAUGGUUUCAUUAUCAAAGGCCAUCUCUCUCUCUUCUCUUAAUAUAGUGUAGCAAUCCUCGCUAUAUGAGCCACAUUACAAUUCCCGCCAAGUGGGUUAACCCUAUUGGCGUAAGGUGUUUGAUUUUCAUGCCAGAGACCUGAGUUCGCUUCUUGCUCCCUCUGUUCUGGAUUAUGUUUGUUAUGUUUGAUAAAGACACCAACUUCCAAAGCCUUUGAUGUUUCCAGUGGUUUGAUCUCAGAUCUCUCUCUCCUCCUGCAACAAUGGCUCUUUCAGCUUGCCGCCUGUCUGUCUCACAUGCCGGGACACAGGUGAGGGAACCCAGUGUGGAAUAGGACCCAGGCUUUCACAUGAAUCCCUCUCUCCCACACAAAUCAAAUCAAAUCUAAUCAAAUGUUAUUGGCCACAUGCGCCGAAUACAACAGGUGCAGACAUUACAGUGAAAUGCUUACUUACAGCCCUUAACCAACAAUGCAUUUAUUUUUAAUAAAAAAGUAGAAUAAAACAAAAAAGUGUUGAGAAAAAAAGAGCAGAAGUAAAAUAAAAUAACAGUAGGGAGGCUAUAUAUACAGGGGGGUACCGGUGCAGAGUCAAUGUGCGGGGGCACCGGCUAGUUGAGGUAGUUGAAGUAAUAUGUACAUGUGGGUAGAGUUAAAGUGACUAUGCAUAAAUAAUUAACAGAGUAGCAGCAGCGUAAAAAGAUGGGGUGGGGGGGCAGUGCAAAUAGUCCGGGUAGCCAUGAUUAGCUGUUGAGUCUUAUGGCUUGGGGGUAGAAGCUGUUGAGAAGUCUUUUGGACCUAGACUUGGCACUCCGGUACCGCUUGCCGUGCGGUAGCAGAGAGAACAGUCUAUGACUAGGGUGGCUGGAGUCUUUGACAAUUUUGAGGGCCUUCCUCUGACACCGCCUGGUAUAGAGGUCCUGGAUGGCAGGAAGCUUGGCCCCAGUGAUGUACUGGGCCGUACACACUACCCUCUGUAGUGCCUUGCGGUCGGAGGCCAAGCAGUUGCCAUACCAGGCGGUGAUGCAACCGGUCAGGAUGCUCUCGAUGGUGCAACUGUAGAAUUUUUUGAGGAUCUGAGGACUCAUGCCAAAUCUUUUCAGUCUCCUGAGGGGGAAUAGGCUUUGUUGUGCCCUCUUCACGACUGUCUUGGUGUGUUUGGACCAUGAUAGUUCGUUGGUGAUGGAACUUGAAGCUCUCAACCUGUUCCACUACAGCCCCGUCGAUGAGAAUGGGGGCGUGCUCAGUCCUCUUUUUUUUUUCCUGUAGUCCACAAUCAUCUCCUUUGUCUUGGUCACGUUGAGGGAGAUGUUGUUAUCCUGGCACCACACGGCCAGGUCUCUGACCUCCUCCCUAUAGGCUGUCUCAUAGUUGUCGGUGAUCAGGCCUACCACUGUUGUGUCAUCGGCAAACUUAAUGAUGGUGUUGGUGUCGUGCCUGGCCAUGCAGUCAUGGGUGAACAGGGAGUACAGGAGGGGACUGAGCACGCACCUCUGAAGGGCCCCCGUGUUGAGGAACAGUGUGGCAGAUGUGUUGUUACCUACCCUUACCACCUGGGGGUGGCCCGUCAGGAAGUCCAGGAUCCAGUUGCAGAGGGAGGUGUUUAGUCCCAGGAUCCUUAUCUUAGUGAUGAGCUUUGAGGGCACUAUGGUGUUGAAUGCUGAGCUGUAGUCAAUGAAUAGCAUUCUCACAUAGGUGUUCCUUUUGUCCAGGUGGGAAAGGGCAGUGUGGAGUGCAAUAGAGAUUGCAUCAUCUGUGGAUCUGUUGGGGCGGUAUGCAAAUUGGAGUGGGUCUAGGGUUUCUGGGAUAAUGGUGUUGAUGUGAGCCAUGACCAGUCUUUCAAAGCACUUCAUGGCUACAGACGUCAGUGCUACGGGUCGGUAGUCAUUUAGGCAGGUUAUCUUAGAGUCCUUGGCACGGGGACUAUGGUGGUCUGUUUGAAACAUGUUGGUAUUACAAACUCAGUCAGGGACAUGUUGAAAAUGUCAGUGAAGACACUUGCCAGUUGGUCAGCACAUGCUCGGAGUACACGUCCUGGUAAUCCGUCUGGCCCUGCGGCCUUCGUGAAUGUUGACCUGCUUAAAAGUCUUACUCACAUCGGCUACAGAGAGCGUGAUCACACAGUCAUCCGGAACAGCUGGUGCUCUCAUUUAUGCUUCAGUGUUGCUUGUCUCGAAGCGAGCAUAGAAGUGGUUUAGCUCGUCUGGAAGUCUUGUGUCACUGGGCAGCUCACGGCUGUGCUUCCCUUUGUAGUCUGUAAUAGUUUUCAAGCCCUGCCACAUCCGACGAGCGUCAGAGCCGGUGAAGUAUGAUUCAAUCUUAGUCCUGUAUUGACUCUUUGCCUGUUUGAUGGUUCGUCGGAGGGCAUAGCAGGAUUUCUUAUAAGCGUCUGGGUUAGAGUCCCGCUCCUUGAAAGCGGCAGCUCUACCCUUUAGCUCAGUGCGGAUGUUGCCUGUAAUCCAUGGCUUCUGGUUGGGGUAUGUAUGUACGGUCACUGUGGGGACGACAUCAUCGAUGCACUUAUUGAUGAAGCCACCGUCGGAUCCUUACAAGGCACCCCGACCUACGUCCACGAUAUCUCCGUCUCUUCCUCAUGCGAAUGACGGGGAUUUGGGCCUUGUCGGGUGUCUGUAGGAUAUCCUUCGCUGCCGCCUCGUUGAAUAAAAAUUAUUCGUCCAAUACGAGGUGAGUAAUCGCUGUCCUGAUAUCCAGAAGCUCUUUUUGGUUAUAAGAGACGAUGGCAGAAACAUUAUGUACAAAAUAAAUUACAAAUAACGCGGAAAAACACACAUAAUAGUACAAUUGGUUAGAGGGCUGUAGAACGGCAGCCAUCUUCUCCGGCGCCAUUAUUAUUAUUUAGUAACAUGUUGCAAUUUGAUUGCUUUUUGAUGAUAUGGAAUCAUAAUCUCAAUUGUAGUAAGCCUGCCCUGCAUUAAUUAAAAAGUGGAAAUCAUUAAAUGGUGAUGCGCAUACAUUUUUUUUACAUACUCUUAUCCAGAGCGACUUACAGUUAGUGAGUGCAUACAUUAUUUAUUUUUCAUACUGCCCCCCCGUGGGAAUCGAACCCACAACCCCUGGCGUUGCAAACGCUAUGCUCUACCAACUGAGCUACAUCCUCAUUAAAUGGUGAUGCGCAUAUUCUCCUCAGCAGUACAGCAUCUGCGCAUGUGCGACAAAUUCAAACGUUAACAAAUUAUCCCAUUAUCUCACCCCAAAAAAGGUCUGAGUAAAUACAGAAUAGUAUUAUCAGUAAAAGCGGGUGAAAUGAAAUUGGUCCGCGCGCGCCUCAAAUUUGGAAGAGAAUAGAGCAAACAUUUUAUCGUGGUGGAAAGGUAAAGAUGUGAGGAAAGUUUGUUAUUUUAUAAGUUAUAAUGCUAGCCUACAGUUUUAUUAAUUACCAAAACAAUUUCCCAUAACGGAAGCCGAUAAAAAAAUAAUAAAAAUAAUUGCACAAAGGCCUUGAACAAAGUUGUGGCCAGCAGGGAAGCACCAUUAACAAGCUAUUCUUAUCGGAUCAUGUUGGCACAUUUUCCUAACAGUCCUGCACCUGGAAAUGAAGCUAAAUAUAGGCUACAGUUGUGUAGCAGUGGAUAUUAUCUGAUUAUUACAGUUGUGUAGCAGUGGAUAUUAUCUGAUUAUUACAGUUGUGUAGCAGUGGAUAUUAUCUGAUUACUAUAAGCACUUUCACAGAGUACAUUUGCACUUAGAAUGAAAGAAAAUGUCUGACAUGCCUUGUCCCAAAGAAACACAUCCAAUCUAUAUUAAUUGUUUUACCUUGAAUUUGAAAUCAUAUUGUAGAAAUCAUAUUGUAGUUGUGACACUGUCCAUAUGACAUUGUACACAGUAAAAUGCAGUGAAUGAAGUCUACUAUAGAAGCAUGUAGUCAAUGAAAUUACCUUGUAGUAUCCUGGACCCCUCUCCCUUCUGUCCUCUUCUUGGUUUAAAUAAUUAUCCCUAAUAUGACCAAGAGGUGACUCCUCCACGCCUGACAAACAACUCCCACAAGGUGAAUCAAUGAUUAGAUACACAAAACAAAAACCCCUUCAAGAACAAUAAGUCUUGGUUUGUGUGCCAAAUGGCACCCUAUUUCUUGCAUAGUGCACUAAGGGCUCUGAUCUAAAGUAGUGCACUACAUUUAGAAUAGGGUGCCAUUGGGGAUGAAGUCUUGAUAUUGUCUGAACCUGAACAGGUCCUGUAAUCUCUCUGGGACUUCGACCUGGCUCUAUCGCCUUGUAUUGUGUCACAACAGCUUAGCUCUAUGCCAUUGGGGAAACCAAAUGGCCAAAUGGUACCCUAUUCCCUAUCUAGUGCACUACUUUAGACCAGGGCCCAUAGCCAAAUGGCACCCUAUUCCCUAUCUAGUGCACUACUUUAGACCAGGGCCCAUAGCCAAAUGGCACCCUAUUCCCUAUCUAGUGCACUACUUUAGACCAGAGCCCAUAGCCAAAUGGCACCCUAUUCCCUAUCUAGUGCACUACUUUAGACCAGGGCCCAUAGCCAAAUGGCACCCUAUUCCCUAUGUAGUGCACUACUUUAGACCAGGGCCCAUAGACAAAUGGCACCCUAUUCCCUAUCUAGUGCACUACUUUAGACCAGAGCCCAUAGCCAAAUGGCACCCUAUUCCCUAUCUAGUGCACUACUUUAGACCAGGGCCCAUAGCCAAAUGGCACCCUAUUCCCUAUGUAGUACACUACUUUAGACCAGGGCCCAUAGCCAAAUGGCACCCUAUUCCCUAUCUAGUGCACUACUUUAGACCAGGGCCCAUAGCCAAAUGGCACCCUAUUCCCUAUCUAGUGCACUACUUUAGACCAGAGCCCAUAGCCAAAUGGCACCCUAUUCCCUAUCUAGUGCACUACUUUAGACCAGAGCCCAUAGCCAAAUGGCACCCUAUUCCCUAUCUAGUGCACUACUUUAGACCAGAGCCCAUAGCCAAAUGGCACCCUAUUCCCUAUCUAGUGCACUACUUUAGACCAGGGCCCAUAGCCAAAUAGCACCCUAUUCCCUAUGUAGUGCACUACUUUAGACCAGAGACCAUAGCCAAAUGGCACCCUAUUCCCUAUCUAGUGCACUACUUUAGACCAGAGCCCAUAGCCAAAUGGCACCCUAUUCCCUAUCUAGUGCACUACUUUAGACCAGGGCCCAUAGCCAAAUAGCACCCUAUUCCCUAUGUAGUGCACUACUUUAGACCAGGGCCCAUAGCCAAAUAGCACCCUAUUCUCUAUGUAGUGCACUACUUUAGACCAGAGCCCAUAGCCAAAUGGCACCCUAUUCCCUAUGUAGUGCACUACUUUAGACCAGGGCCCAUAGCCAAAUGGCACCCUAUUCCCUAUCUAGUGCACUACUUUAGACCAGGGCCCAUAGCCAAAUGGCACCCUAUUCCCUAUCUAGUGCACUACUUUAGACCAGAGCCCAUAGCCAAAUGGCACCCUAUUCCCUAUCUAGUGCACUACUUUAGACCAGAGCCCAUAGCCAAAUGGCACCCUAUUCCCUAUCUAGUGCACUACUUUAGACCAGAGCCCAUAGCCAAAUGGCACCCUAUUCCCUAUCUAGUGCACUACUUUAGACCAGGGCCCAUAGCCAAAUAGCACCCUAUUCCCUAUGUAGUGCACUACUUUAGACCAGAGACCAUAGCCAAAUGGCACCCUAUUCCCUAUCUAGUGCACUACUUUAGACCAGAGCCCAUAGCCAAAUGGCACCCUAUUCCCUAUCUAGUGCACUACUUUAGACCAGGGCCCAUAGCCAAAUAGCACCCUAUUCCCUAUGUAGUGCACUACUUUAGACCAGGGCCCAUAGCCAAAUAGCACCCUAUUCUCUAUGUAGUGCACUACUUUAGACCAGAGCCCAUAGCCAAAUGGCACCCUAUUCCCUAUGUAGUGCACUACUUUAGACCAGGGCCCAUAGCCAAAUGGCACCCUAUUCCCUAUCUAGUGCACUACUUUAGACCAGAGCCCAUAGCCAAAUGGCACCCUAUUCCCUAUGUAGUGCACUACUUUAGACCAGGGCCCAUAGCCAAAUGGCACCCUAUUCCCUAUCUAGUGCACUACUUUAGACCAGAGCCCAUAGCCAAAUGGCACCCUAUUCCCUAUCUAGUGCCAUUUGGGACGCAGCCAACGCCAGUUGAAAGUACAGCAGGACUAAGGAAUGCACACUACAUGGCCAAAUGAGUGGAUUCAGCUAUUUCAGUCACACCCCGUUGCAGACAGGUGUAUAAAAUCGAGGACACAGCCAUGCAAUCUCCAUAGACAAACAUUGGCAGUAGAAUGGCCUGUACUGAAGAGCUCAGUGACUUUCAACGUGGCACCGUCAUAGGAUGCCUCCUUUUCAACAAGUCAGUUUGUCAUAUUUCUGCCCUGCUAGAGCUGCCCCGGUCAACUGUAAGUGCUGUUAUUGUGAAGUGGAAACGUCUAGGAGCAACAACGGCUCAGCCGCGAAGUGGUAGGCCACACAAGCUCACAGAACGGGACCGCCGAGUACGCGUAUAUAUGUGUUUUUUUGUACAUAGUCCCCAUUUUACCAAAAGUAUUGGGACAAAUUCACAGUGCAUUAUAUUGUGUUAUUUUAUAGUUUUUUUAAACUUCAGUUUAUUAUAUUUUUUAUAAACGUUUUUAGCAAAUAUUUUCUUACUUAAAAAAAAACUCUGCAUUGUUGGUUAAGGGCUUGUAAGUAAGCAUUUCACCUGUUGUAUUCGGCACAUGUGACAAAUAUAAUUUGAUUUGAUUUUAAGCACUAUUAUUGCACACAGAGUGAGUCCAUGCAACUUAUUAUGUGACUUGUUAAGCAAAUCUUUUACUCCUGAACUUAUUUAGGCUUGCCAUAACAAAAGGGUUGAAUACUUAUUGACUGAAGACAUUUCAGCUUUUCAUUUUAUUGUGGGGUAAUUGUGUGUAGGCACAAAAUGUAAAUGUAAUCUAUUUUAAAUUCAGGCUGUAACACAACAAAAUGUGGGGAAAAAGUCAAGGGGUGUGAAUCCUUUCUGAAGACACUGUAUCUUGUGGACGUGCUUCAAAUCACACAGCAGAGCUGGUUUUAUGAUGCUAUUUGCUUUAGCCAGCAUUGUCUGAGAAAGCUAGGGACGUUCCAUGCUGUGCUUACCUUCCAAGCCACAGCAGAGUGGUAGCUGCAGCAACAAGAAAACAGGCAUCACUCCAACAGGCAUCACUCCAACAGGCAUCACUCCGACAGGCAUCACUCCGACAGGCAUCACUCUGACAGGCAUCACUCUGACAGGCAUCACUCCGACAGGCAUCACUCCGACAGGCAUCACUCCGACAGGCAUCACUCCGACAGGCAUCACUCCAACAGGCAUCACUCCAACAGGCAUCACUCCGACAGGCAUCACUCCAACAGGCAUCACUUCGACAGGCAUCACUCCAACAGGCAUCACUCCAACAGGCAUCACUCCAACAGGCAUCACUCCGACAGGCAUCACUCCGACAGGCAUCACUCCAACAGGCAUCACUCCGACAGGCAUCACUCCAACAGGCAUCACUCCGACAGGCAUCACUCCAACAGGCAUCACUCCAACAGGCAUCACUCCAACAGGCAUCACUCCAACAGGCAUCACUCCAACAGGCAUCACUCUAACAGGCAUCACUCCAACAGGCAUCACUCCAACAGGCAUCACUCCGACAGGCAUCACUCCAACAGGCAUCACUCUGACAGGCAUCACUCCAACAGGCAUCACUCCAACAGGCAUCACUCUGACAGGCAUCACUCUGACAGGCAUCACUCUGACAGGCAUCACUCCGACAGGCAUCACUCCAACAGGCAUCACUCCGACAGGCAUCACUCCGAGGGCCAGCCGCGCUGAGAUUGACAUGCAUAUUAUUAAUGUUUGCUCUCUGUGUGCAUCCAAGGGCCAGCCGUGCUGCCCUGUUCUGAGCCAAUAGCAAUUUUCCUAAGUCCCUCUUUGUGGCACCUGACCACACGACUGAACAGUAGUCCAGGUGCAACAAAACUAGGGCCUGUAGGACCUGCCUUGUUGAUAGUGCUGUUAAGAAGGUAGAGCAGCGCUUUAUUAUGGACAGACUUCUCCCCAUCUUAGCUACUGUUGUAUCAUUAUGUUUUGACCAUGACAGUUUACAAUCCAUGGAUACUCCAAGCAAGUUAGUCUCCUCAACUUGCUCCAUUUCCACAUUAUUCAUUACAAGAUGUAAUUGAGGUUUAGGGUUUAGUGAAUGAUUUGACCCAAAUACAAUGUUUUUUGUUUUUGAAAUAUUUAGGAUUAACUUAUUCCUUGCCACCCAUUCUGAAACUAACUGCAGCUCUUUGUUAAGUGUUGCAGUAAUUUCACUCGCUGUAGUAGCUGACGUGUAUAGUGUUGAGUCAUCCGCAUACAUAGACACACUGGCUUUACUCAAAGCCAGUGGCAUGUCGUUAGUAAAGAUUGAAAAAGGUAAGGGGCCUAGACAGCUGUCCUGGGGAAUUCCUGAUUCUACGUAGAUUUUGUUGGAGAGGCUUCCAUUAAAGAACACCCUCUGUGUUCUGUUAGAUAGGUAUUUGUAUUUUGUAUUUAUUACGGAUCCCCAUUAGCGGCUGCCAAGGCAGCAGCUACUCUUCCUGGGGUCCAACCACAGUUUACAUACAAUAAAACAAUACAUAUGUCACGAUCGUCGUAUUGAAUAGACCAAGGCGCAGCGUGAUGAACGAACAUGGUUAACUUUAUUAUCUUUAGGGAUAAUAGAAACAACAAUCAACAAAACAACAAACGACUCGUAACGUCCUCGGUAACAAUGACCAAACCAACUGGAACAAGAACCCACAAACACAAAGGGAAAACAGACAAUUUAAAUAUGGCUCCCAAUCAGAGACAACCAACGACAGCUGACACUCGUUGCCUCUGAUUGGGAGUCACUCUAGCCAACAUAGAAAUAAACACAACUAGAACUACCAACAUAGAAAUCUAACACAUAGAAUGAACACACCCUGGCUCAACAUAUAGAGUCCCAGAGCCAGGGUGUGACAGUACCCCCCCCUAAAGGCGCGGACUGCGACCGCACCUCAACUUGAACAAAACAGGGGAGGGCUGGGUGGGCAUACCUCCUCGGCGGUGGUUCUGGCUCCGGCCUUGCCCACCACCCUCCAAUAAACCCCCCAUAGCGCCCCUGGUCCAGUCUGGCCCCGCUGGCUGGAGCUGAACUGGACUUAGCAGGAGCGGUUAGCUUCAGCUCCGUAGUGGAGCAGUUGACCGGGACCUUACCAGGCACCGGUGACCCAGGCACGGGUUGUGCUGGACUGACGACGCGCACCCCUGGCUUGGUGCGUGGAGGAGGAACGGGCCUUACCAGGCUGACGACUCGCACCCCUGGCUUGGUGCGUGGAGGAGGAACGGGCCUUACCAGGCUGACGACGCACACCGUAGGCUUGGUGCGUGGAGCAGGGACAGGCCGGGCUGGGCUGGCGACGCACACCGUAGUCUUGGUGCGUGGAGCAGGGACAGGCCGGACUGGGCUGGCGACGCACACCGUAGGCUUGGUGCGUGGAGCAGGGACAGGCCGGGCUGGGCUGGCGACGCACACCGUAGGCUUGGUGCGUGGAGCAGGGACAGGCCGGACCGGGCUGGCGACGCACACCGUAGGCUUGGUGCGUGGAGCAGGGACAGGCCGGGCUGGGCUGGCGACGCACACCGUAGGCUUGGUGCGUGGAGCAGGGACAGGCCGGACUGGGCUGGCGACGCACACCGUAGGCUUGGUGCGUAGAGCAGGGACAGGCCGGACUGGGCUGGCGACGCACACCGUAGGCUUGGUGCGUGGAGCAGGGACAGGCCGGACUGGGCUGGCGACGCACACCGUACACUUGGUGCGAGGGGCCGGAACAGGCCGGACCGUACUGGGGACACACACCACUGGCUCUACCUCGGGAUCUGGAACGGGCCGGACCGGACUGGUAACACACCCCAGUACCUCUCGCCGUGCCUCUACACCUUCCUUCCCUACUUUGACCAGUGGCCCCCGUAACCUGGUGGCCUUCUGAAUCCGCCCCUUUUCUGCCUCCGUCAGCCCCGUCGUCCAUGCCGUGUGCCCCCCCCUAAAAAUGUUCUGGGGUUGCCUCUCGCCUGUCCGACGUUGACACUGCUGACGCCGCUGCUCCUCUCGCGCCAGGGCCUUAAUCCUAGCCCAUGGCCCUUUUCCCCCGAGCAUGUCCUCCCAGGACCACACUUUGCCCACCUGGGCCAUCGCCAACCUCUCCAUCUCCUUUCCCGGCGCUUCCUCCCAUGUCCAGUCCAAGAUCUGCCCCUGGACACGCUGCUUGGUCCUUGUAUGGUGGGUUCUUCUGUCACGAUCGUCGUAUUGAAUAGACCAAGGCACAGCGUGAUGAACGAACAUGGUUAACUUGACUUUCUUUAGUGAUAAUAGAAACAACAAUCAACAAAACAACAAACGACUCGUAACAUCCUCGGUAACAAUGACCAAACCAACUGGAACAAGAACCCACAAACACAAAGGGAAAACAGACAAUUUAAAUAUGGCUCCCAAUCAGAGACAACCAACGACAGCUGACACUCGUUGCCUCUGAUUGGGAGUCACUCUAGCCAACAUAGAAAUAAACACAACAGAAUGAACACACCCUGGCUCAACAUAUAGAGUCCCAGAGCCAGGGUGUGACAACAUAACACAAUACCUUAUUACACACUACUCUACCAUAACAUAUUUACAAUACAAAAUCAAUAAUACAGCAAAAUAACCAUAUUAAAUUGUGUGUGUUUAGAGUGCGUGUGUUAGCAUGUGUUUGUGAAUGCUGUGUGUGUGUGUCUCUUCACAGUCCGCGCUGUUCCAUGAAGUGUAGUUUAAUCUGUUUUUUAAAUCUGAUUUUACUGCUUAACUGAGUUACUUGAUGUGGAAUAGAGUUCUAUGUAGUCAUGGCUCUAUGUAGUACUGUGCGCCUCCCAUAGUCUGUUCUGGACUUGGGGACUGUGAAGAGACCUCUGGUGGCAUGUCUCGUGGGGUAUGCAUUGGUGUCCGAGCUGUGUGCCAGUAGUUCAAACAGACAGCUUGGUACAUUCAGCUUGUCUACACCUCUUAAAAAAACAAGCAGUGAUGAAGUCAAUCUCUCUUCCACUCUAAGCCAGGAGAGACUAACAUGCAUGUCGUUAAUUUUAGCUCUCUGUGUACUUUUAAGGGCCAGCCGUGCUGCCCUGUUCUGAGCCAACUGUAAUUUUCCUAAGUCCCUCUUUGUGGCACCUGACCACACUACUGAACAGUAGUCCAGGUGCGACAAAACUAGGGCCUGUAGGACCUGCCUUGUUGAUAGUGUUGUUAAGAAGGCAGAACAACGCAUAAUUAUGGACAUACAUCUCCCCAUCUUAGCUACUGUUGUAUCAAUAUGCUUUGACCAUGACAGUUUACAAUCCAGGGUUACUCCAAGCAGUUUAGUCACCUCAACUUGCUCAAUUUCCACAUUAUUCAUUACGAGAUGUAGUUGAGGUUUAGGGUUUAGUGAAUGAUUUAACCCAAAUUCAAUGCUUUUAGUUUUUGAAAUAUUUAGGACUAACUUAUUCCUUGCCACCCAUUCCAAAACUAACUGCAACUCUUUAUUAAGUGUUGCACUUAUUUCAGUUGCUGUAGCAGCUGACGUGUACAGUCAUGGUCAAAAGUUUUGAGAAUGACACAAAUAUUAAUUUUCACAAAGUCUGCUGCCUCAGCUUUUAUGAUGGCAAUUUGCAUAUACUUCAGAAUGUUAUGAAGAGUGAUCAGAUGAAUUGCAAUUAAUUGCAAAGUCCCUCUUUUCCAUGAAUAUGAACUUAAUCCCCAAAAAACAUUUCCACUGCAUUUCAGCCCUGCCACAAAAGGACCAGCUGACAUCAAGUCAGUGAUUCUCUCGUUAACACAGGUGAGAGUGCUGAUGAGGACAAGGCUGGUGUCACGAUCGUCGGGAACAGAGGAGGACCAAGGCGCAGCGUUGAAGGCGAACAUACUCUUUUAUUAGUGAUUACACGAACAAAGCAACAAAACGAUAACGUGACGUCCACGGUCUAACACAAACCACACUGGAACAAGAUCCCACAAACCACUGUGGCAAACAGACUGAAUAAAUAUGGUUCCCAAUCAGAGACAACUAGCAACAGCUGACACUAGUUGCCUCUGAUUGAGAACCACUCUGGUCAACAUAGAAAUACACCAACUAGAAACAAGGAAACUCACACCCUGGCUCAACAUACAAGUGUCCCCAGAGCCAGGGCGUGACAGCUGGAGAUCACUUUGUCAUGCUGAGUGAGUUAGAAUAACAGACUGGAAGCUUUAAAAGAAGGGUGGUGCUUGAAAUCAUUGUUCUUCCUCUGUUAACCAUGGUUACCUGCAAGGAAACACGUGCUGUCAUCAUUGCUUUGCACAAAAAGGGCUUCACAGGCAAGGAUAUUGCUGCUAGUAAGAUUGCACCUAAAUCAACCAUUUAUCGGAUCAUCAAGAAAGGCUUCAGGGCGCCCAAGAAAGUCCAGCAAGCGCCAGGACGUCUCCUAAAGUUGAUUCAGCUGCGGGAUCGGGGCACCACCAGUGCAGAGCUUGCUCAGGAAUGGCAGCAGGCAGGUGUGAGUGCAUCUGCAUGCACAGUGAGGCAAAGACUUUUGGAGGAUGGCCUGGUGUCAAGAAGGGCAGCGAGGAAGCCACUUCUCUCCAGGAUGAAUGAAUGAAUCCCUUUUCCGAUUGUUUGGGGCAUCCGGAAAAAAGCUUGUCCAUAGAAGACGAGGUGAGCGCUACCAUCAGUCCUGUGUCAUGCCAACAGUAAAGCAUCCUGAGACCAUUCAUGUGUGGGGUUGCUUCUCAGCCAAGGGAGUGGGCUCACUCACAAUUUUGCCUAAGAACACAGCCAUGAAUAAAGAAUGGUACCAACACAUCCUCCGAGAGCAACUUCUCCCAACCAUCCAAGAACAGUUUGGUGACGAUCAAUGCCUUUUCCAGCAUGAUGGAGCACCUUGCCAUAAGGCAAAAGUGGCCAGGAAACUCCCCAGACCUUAAUCCAAUUGAGAACUUGUGGUCGAUCCUCAAGAGGUGGGUGGACAAACAAAAACCCACAAAUUCUGACAAACUCCAAGCAUUGAUUAUGCAAGAAUGGGCUGCCAUCAGUCAGGAUGUGGCCCAGAAGUUAAUUGACAGCAUGCCUGGGCGGAUUGCAGAGUUCUUGAAAAAGAAGGGUCAACACUGAAAAUAUUGACUCUUUGCAUAAACUUAAUGUAAUUGUCAAUAAAAGCCUUCGACACUUAUGGAAUGCUUGUAAUUAUACUUCAGUAUACCAUAGUAACAUCUGACAGAAAUAUCUAAAAACACUGAAGCAGCAAACUUUGUGUAGACCAAAACUUUUGACCAUGACUGUAUAGUGUUGAGUCAGUGACAUGUCGUUAGUAAAGAUGGAAAAAAGUAAGGGUCCUAGACAGCUGCCCUGGGGAAUUCCUGAUUCUACCUGGAUUAAGUUUGAGAGGCUUCCAUUAAAUAACUCCCUCUGUGUUCUGUUAGACAAGUAACUCUUCAUCCACAUUAUAGCAGGGGGUGUAAAGCCAUAACACAUAUGUUUUUCCAACAGCAGACUAUGAUCGAUAAUGUCAAAAAACGCACUGAAGUCUAACAAAACAGCCCCCACAAUCUUUUUAUCAUCAUUUCUCUCAGCCAAUCAUCAGUCAUUUGUGUAAGUGCUGUGCCUGUUGAAUGUCCUUCCCUAUAAUCGUGCUGAAAUUUUGUUGUCGAUUUGUUUACAGUAAAAUAGCAUUGUAUCUGGUCAAACACAAUUUUUUCCAAAAGUUUACUAAGGGUUGGUAACAGGUUGAUUGGUCGGCUAUUUGAGCCAGUAAAGGGGGCUUUACAAUUCUUAGGUAGUGAAAUGACUUUUGCUUCCCUCCAGGCCUGAGGGCACACAGUUUCUAGUAGGCUUAAAUUGAAGAAAAGUCAAAUAGGAGUGGCAAUAUUGUCUGCUAUUAUCCUCAGUAAUUUUCCAUCCAAGUUGUCAGACCCCGGUGGCUUGUCAUUGUUUUUAGACAACAAUAUUAUUUUCACCUCUUCCAGACUUACUUUACGGAAUUCAAAAUGUCAAUGCUUGUCUUUCAUAAUUGGGUCAGAUAUACUUGGAUGUGUAGUGUCAGCGUUUGUUGCUGGCAUGUCAUGCCUAAGUUUACUAAUCUUGCCAAUAAUAAUAAAAUAAUUAAAGUAGUUGGCAAUAUCAGUGGGUUUUGUGAUGAAUGUGUCAUCUGAUUAAAUGAAUGAUGGAGCAGAGUUUGCCUUCUUGCCCAAAAUUUCAUUUAUGGUGCUCCAAAGCUUUUUCCUAUCAUUCAUCUUUGUUUCAUAGUAUAGUUUCUUCUUCUUUUUAUUCAGUUUAGUCACAUGAUUUCUCAAUUUGCAAUACGUUUGCCAAUCGGUUGUGCAGCCAGACUUAUUUGCCAUUCCUUUUGCCUCAUCCCUCUCAACCAUACAAUUUUAAAAUUACUCAUCAAUCCACUGGGAUUUAACAGUUUUUACAGUCAUUUUCUUAAUGGGUGCAUGCUUAUUAGUAACUGGAAUAAGCAAUUUCAUAAAUGUGUCAAUUGCAGCAUCUGGUUGCUCGUCAUUACACACAAAUAUUCUUCACAUCAACAAGAUAGGAAUCAGUACAGAACUUAACUGGUAACGUGGUAUAACGUGUUAAAUGGUAACGUGGUAUAAUGUGUUAAAUGGUAACGUGGUAUAACGUGUUAAAUGGUAACGUGUUAUAACGUGUUAAAUGGUAACGUGUUAUAACGUGUUAAAUGGUAACGUAUUAUAACGUGUUAAAUGGUAACGUGUUAUAACGUGUUAAAUGGUAACGUGGUAUAACGUGUUAAAUGGUAACGUGUUAUAACCUGUUAAAUUUUAACGUGGUAUAACGUGUUAAAUGGUAACGUGUUAUAACGUGUUAAAUGGCAUCUAGCUCUUUCUAAAGGCUUCUGUAUGAAUGACAAAAACCGACACUACCAAUGCCCCUCGCAUCAACCUGUACGCAGGGCACGGUGAGUUUUUUAAAUGUAUUAAUUUGACUGCAUUUCAAAUCAUUAACAUAACACAAAGUUGAACAACUUCAGUGGUCAUAAAGUAGUUCUGUUUGGCUCAGGCAGUAGAUCAUGGCAUGUAACGCCAAGGGUUGUGGGUUCAAUUCCCGCUGGGGACACAUUUACAUUUACGUCAUUUAGCAGACGCUCUUAUCCAGAGCGACUUACAGUUAGUGAGUUCAUACAUUAUUAUUUUUUUAUAUAUUAUUUUCAUACUGGCCCCCCGUGGGAAUCGAACCCACAACCCUGGCGUUGCAAACACCAUGCUCUACCAACUGAGCUACAUCCCUGCCGGCCAUUCCCUCCCCUACCCUGGACAACGCUGGGCCAAUUGUGCGCCGUCACAUGGGUGUCCCGGUCGCGGCCGGCUACGACAGAGCCUGGAUUCGAACCAGGAUCUCUAGUGGCACCCAUAUAUAAAAUGUAUGAAGGCAUGUCUGUAAGUCGCUUUUUACAAAAAGUAUGCUAAAUGCUAAUUGCUAAUUGAUAGAUGGCUAGAAAUGGAUGGAUAACGACUUAUUCCAGGUUUGGAGCUGUAUCAGUAUAAUGGAAUCAUGGCUCUGCUCCAGGUCCAGAAUGACUACCUCUCCAUGCACUGUCUCUGGCUGGUCUACACUGUCUCUGGCUGGUCUACACUGUCUCUGGCUGGUCUACACUGUCUCUGGCUGGUCUACACUGUCUCUGGCUGGUCUACACUGUCUCUGGUUGGUCUACACUGUCUCUGGCUGGUCUACACUGUCUCUGGCUGGUCUACACUGUCUCUGGCUGGUCUACACUGUCUCUGGCUGGUCUACACUGUCUCUGGCUGGUCUACACUGUCUCUGGCUGGUCUACACUGUCUCUGGUUGGUCUACACUGUCUCUGGCUGGUCUACACUGUCUCUGGCUGGUCUACACUGUCUCUGGCUGGUCUACACUGUCUCUGGCUGGUCUACACUGUCUCUGGCUGGUCUACACUGUCUCUGGCUGGUCUACACUGUCUCUGGUUGGUCUACACUGUCUCUGGUUGGUCUACACUGUCUCUGGCUGGUCUACACUGUCUCUGGCUGGUCUACACUGUCUCUGGUUGGUCUACACUGUCUCUCCUAAACCCUCUCUAAGACCCAGUACCACCACUACUCUCCUAAACCCUCUAUAAGACCCAGUACCACCACUACUCUCCUAGACCCUCUCUAAGACCCAGUACCACCACUACUCUCCUAGACACUCUCUAAGACCCAGUACCACCACUACUCUCCUAGACACUCUUAAAGACCCAGUACCACCACUGUCUCUCCUAGAACUUAGGGAAUGAUUUGUACCAAAUACAAUGCUCUUAUUUUUAGAGAUGUUCAGGACCAGUUUAUUAGUGGCCACCCAUUCCAAAACAGAUUGCAACUCUUUGUUAAGGGUUUCAGUGACUUCAUUAGCUGUGGUUGCUGAAGCAUAUAUGGUUAAAUAAUCAGCAUACAUGGACACACAUGCUUUUUUUAAUGCCAGUGGCAGGUCAUUGGUAAAAAUAGAAAAGAGUAGAGGGCCUAGAGCGCUGCCCUGCGGUACACCACGCUUUACAUGUUUGACAUUAGAGAAGCUUCCAUUAAAGAAAACCCUUUGAGUUCUAUUAGAUAGAUAGCUCUGAAUCCACGAUAUGGCAGGGGUUGAAAAGCCAUAACACAUACGUUUUUUCAACAACAGGUUAUGGUCAAUAAUAUCAAAGGCUGCACUGAAAUCUAACAGUACAGCUCCCACAAUCUUCUUAUUUUCAAUUUAUUUCAACCAAUCAUCAGUAAUUUGUGUCAGUGCAGUACAUGUUGAAUGGCCUUCCCUAUAAGCAUGCUGAAAGUCUGUUGUUAAUGUGUUUUCCAGAGAAAUAAGCAUUGUAUUUGGUCAAACACAUUUCUUUCCAACAGUUUGCUAAGAGCUGGCAGCAAGCUGAUAGGUCUGCUGUUAGAACCAGGAAAGGCCUCUUUAACCACUCUUGGGUAGUGGAAUGACUUUGGCUUCCCUCCAGGCCUGAGGACAAAGACUUUCCUCUAGGCUCAGAUUAAAGAUAUGACAGAUAGGAGUGGCUAUAGAGUCAGCUAACCAUCCUCAGUAGCUUUCCAUCUAAGUUGUCAAUGCCAGGAGGUUUGUCAUUAUUGAUCGAUAACAAUAAUUGUUCCACCUUGCAAUGCUUUUCUUUCAUUAUUUGUUUUUUUAUGCAUGAGUACGACGGCUCACUGUUUGUUGUUGGCAUUUCCUGCCUAAGUUUGCCCACUUUGCCAAUGAAGUAAUCCUUAAAAUAAUUGGCAACAUCAAAUGGUUUUGUGAUGAAUAAGCCAUCUGAUUCAAUGAAAGAUGGAGUUGAAUUUGUCUUUCUGACAUAAUUUCAUUUAAAGUACUUCAAAGUUUUUUUUCCAUCAUUCCUUAUAUCAUUGAUCUUGGCUUCAUAAUACUGUUUAUUCUUCUUUUUGUUGAGUUUAGUCACAUAAUUUCUCAAUUUGCAGUAAGUCAGCCAGUCAGAUGUGCAGCCAGUCUUAUUAGCCACUCCUUUUGCCCCGUCUCUUUCAACCAGACAGUUUUUCAAUUCCUCAUCAAUCCACGGAGCCUUAACAGUUCUAACAGUCAGUUUCUUAACAGGUGCAUGUUUAUCAAUAAUUGGAAGAAGCAAUUUCCUAAAUUCAUCAAGUGCAGCAUCUGGAUGCUCCUUAUUAAUCACAUCAGACCAACAAAUAUUUGUAACAUCAUCCACAUAAGAGUCACAGCAAAAUAUUUUGUAUAAUCUCUUAGCCGAUGUGAGCCUUUAAACAGGUCAACGUUCACAAGGCCGCAGGGCCAGACGGAUUACGAGGACGUGUACUCAGAGCAUACGCGGACCAACUGGCAAGUGUCUUCACUGACAUUUUCAACCUCUCCCUGACCGAGUCUGUAAUAACUACAUGUUUCAAGCAGACCACCAUAGUCCCUGUGCCCAAGAAAGCGAAGGUAACCUGCCUAAAUGACUACCGCCCCGUAGCCAUGAACUGCUUUGAAAGACUGGUCAUGAUUCACAUUAAUACCAUCAUCCCGGAAACCCUAGACCCACUCCAAUUCGCAUACCACCCCAACAGAUCCACAGAUGACGCAAUCUCAAUCGCAAUCCACACUACCCUUCCCCACCUGGACAAAAGGAACACCUACGUGAGAAUGCUGUUCAUCGACUACAGCUCAGCGUUCAACACCAUAGUGCCCUCAAAGCUCAUCACUAAGCUAAGGACCCUGGGACUAAACACCUCCCUCUGCAACUGGAUCCUGGACUUCCUGAUGGGCCGCACCAGGUGGUAAGGGUAGGCAACAACACAUCUGCCACGCUCACCCUCAACACGGGGGCCCCUCAGGGGUACGUGCUUGGUCCCCUCCUGUACUCCCUGUUCAUCCAUGACUUCGUGGCCAAGCACGACUCCAACACCAUCAUUAAGUUUGCUGAAAACACAACGGUGGUAGGCCUGAUCACCGACAACGAUGAGAAAGCCUAUAGGGAGGAGGUCAGAGACCUGGCAGUGUGGUGCCAGAAAAACAACCUCUCCCUCAACGUGAGCAAGACAAAGGAGAUCAUCGUGGACUACAGGAAAAGGAGGGCCGAACACGCCCCCAUUCACAUCCACAGGGCUGUAGUGGAGCGGGUCAAGAGUUUCAAGUUCCUUGGUGUCCAAACACACCAAGACAGACGUGAAGAGGGCACGACAAAGCCUAUUCCCCCUCAGGAGACUGAAAUGAUUUGGCAUGGGUCCCCAGAUCCUCAAAAAGUUAUACAGCUGCACCAUCAAGAGCAUCCUGACUGGUUGCAUCACCGCCUGGUAUGGCAACUGCUCGGCCUCCGACCGCAAGGCGCUACAGAGGGUAGUGCGUACGGCCCAGUACAUCACUGGGGCCAAGCUUCCUGCCAUCCAGGACGUAUUACCAUGGCGGUGUCAGAAGAAGGCCCAAAAAAUUGUCAAAUACUCCAGUCACCCUAGUCAUAGACUGUUCUCUCUGCUACCGCACAGCAAGCGGUACCGGAACGCCAAGUCUAGGUCCAAAAGGCUCCUUAACAGCUUCUACCCCCAAGCCAUAAGACUGCUGAACAAUGAAUCAAAUGGCCACCCGGACUACCCGCUGUUUAUUAUCUAUACAUAGUCACUUUACCCCUACCUACAUGUACACAUUACCUUGACUAACCUGUACCCCCGAUCAUUGACUCGGUAUCGGUACCCCCUGUAUAUAGCCUCGUUAUUGUUAUUUUAUUGUUACUUUUAUUUUUAUUUUUUUACUUUAGUUUAUUUAGUAAAUAUUUUCUUGAACUGCAUUGUUGGUUAAGAAAUUUGGAACCACCAAGGCACUGGGGAGAAGGGCGACCAACAACCCGAUGGUUACUCUGACAGUGUCACGCCCUGACUCUAGGACUCGUAUUUGUUGAGUCAGGGUGUGGAUUUUCUGUGUCGUGUUGUGCUAUGUUUAUUGUCUAUGGUUAGAUCUUGUAUGUAUAGAUCUAUGUUGGCCAGGGUGGUUCCCAAUCAGAGGCAGCUGUAGCUCGUUGUCUCUGAUUGGGGACCAUACUUAGGUAGCCUGUUGGCACUAGUGGGUUGUGGGAUCUUGUUCCGUGUAAGGUAUGUUGUGUGUAUGCUACCUUGGACGUUUCAUUUCGUUGUUUUGUCGUGGUGUUUAUUCGUUAAAUAAACAUGUAUGCUUAUCACGCUGCGCCUUGGUCCUUCUCGUUCGUAAACGAUUGUGACAGACAGAGCUCCAAAGUUCCUCUUUAGAGAUGAGAGAAUUUUCCAGAAGGACAACCGUCUCUGCAGCACUCCACCAAUCAGGCCUUUAUGGUAGAGUGGCCAGAUGGAAGCCACUCCUCAGUAUAAGGCACAUGACAGCCCACUUGGAGUUUGCCAAAAGGCAACUAAAGACUCUCAGACCAUGAAAAACAAGAUUAUCUUGUCUGAUGAAACCAAGAUUGAACUCUUUGGCCUGAAUGUCAAGCAUCAAGUCUGUAGGAAACCUGGCACCAUCCCUACGGGGAAGCAUGGUGGUGGCAGCAUCAUGCUAUUGGGAAUGUUUUUCAGCGGCAGGGACUGGGAGACUAGUCAGGAUCGAGGGAAAUAUGAACAGAGCAAAGUACAGAGAGAUCCUUGAUGAAAACUUGCUCCAGAGCGCUCAGGAUCACCUUCCAACUGGACAACAACCCUAAGCACACAGCCAAGACAACACAGGAGUGGCUUCGGGACAAGUCUCUGAAAGUCAUUGAGUGGCCCAGCCAGAGCCCGGACUUGAACCCGAUCUAACAUCUCUGGAGAGACCUGAAAAUAGCUGUGCAGCAACACUCCCCAUCCAACCUGACAGAACUUGAAAGGAUCUGCCCAAAAGAAUGGGAGAAACUUCCCAAAUACAGGUGUGCCAAGGUUGUAGCGUCAUAACCAAGAAUACUUGAGGCUGUAAUCGCUGCCAAAGGUGCUUCAACAAAGUACUGAGUAAAGGGUCUGAAUACGUAUGUAAGAGGUCUGAAUACUUUCCAAUGCACUGUAUUAUUUAGAUACUGACUGUUAGCACUUGGUGGCCUAUAGCAACACCCCAAAAGAAAAGGCUUUAGAUGUGCCAAGUGAACCUGCAACCACAACACUUCAAUACCACUUGACAUAAGAUCUUCUCUAAGCAUUACAGGGAAAUGUCUCUGAAUAUACAGUGUGUGCAAAUGUAGCAAGUUAUGGAGGUAAGGCAAUAAAUAGGCCAUAGUGCAAAAUAAUUACAAUUAGUAUUAACACUGGAAUGAUAGAUGUGCAAGAGAUGAUGUGCAAAUAGAGAUACUGGGGUGCAAAAGAGCAAAAUAAAUAACAAUAUGGGGAUGAGGUAGUUGGGUGGGCUAAUUUCAGAUGGGCUGUGUACAGGUGCAGUGAUCGGUAAGGUGCUCUGACAACUGAUGCUUAAAGUUAGUGAGGGAGAUAAGAGUCUCCAGCUUCAGAGAUUUUUGCAAUUCGUUCCAGUCAUUGGCAGCAGAGAACUGGAAGGAAUGGCGGCAAAAGGAGGUGUUGGCUUUGGGGAUGACCAGUGAGAUAUACCUGCUGGAGCGCAGACUACGGGUGGGUGCUGCUAUGGUGACCAAUGAGCUAAGAUAAGGCGGGGAUUUGCCUAGUAGUGAUUUAUAGAUGGCCUGGAGCCAGUGGGUUUGACAACGAACAUGUAGUGAGGACCAGCCAACAAGAGCGUACAGGUCACAGUGGUGGGUAGUGUAUGGGGCUUUGGAGACAAAACGGAUGGCACUGUGAUAGACUACAUCCAAUUUGCUGAGUAGAGUGUUGGAGGCUAUUUUGUAAAUGACAUCGCCGAAGUCAAGGAUCGGUAGGAUAGUCCGUUUUACGAGGGCAUGUUUGGCGACAUGAGUGAAGGAGGCUUUGUUGCGAAAUAGGAAGCCGAUUCUAGAUUUAACUUUGGAUUGGAGAUUCUUAAUGUGAGUCUGGAAGGAGAGUUUACAAUAACCAGACACCUAGGUAUUUGUAGUUGUCCACAUACUCUAGGUCAGACCCGUCGAGAGUAGUGAUUCUAGUCGGGUGGGCGGGUGCCAGCAGCGUUCGAUUGAAGAGCAUGCAUUUAGUUUUACUAGUGUUUAAGAGCAGUUGGAGGCUACUGAAGGAGUGUUGUAUGGCAUUGAAGCUCGUUUGGAGGUUUGUUAACACAGUGUCCAAUGAAGGGCCAGAUGUAUACAAAAUGGUGUCGUCUGCGUAGAGGUGGAUCUGAGAGUCACCAGCAGCAAGAGCGACAUCAUUGAUAUACACGAGUCGGCCCAAGAAUUGAACCCUAUGGCACCCCCAAUUAGCCUGUCAUAGCGGAUGUAGGCAAUGUCCCCACACGCUCUGGCAGCUUUCAUGGCUGGGAUAAGUUAUUUCCUCUUCUAGCGCACAGCUUCAGGAUAGUCCUCGUUGAGGAAGAUGUACAUUCCUCUCAAGUUCAUGGCUCUUUCUAGAACAGCUACCUUGUCCUUGAACCUCAGGAACUUGACCACUAUCUGCCUGGGCCUGUCACCUGGGGCAGUGGUGGGUUUACCAGUCCUGUGGGCGCGCUCCACCUCAAUCUUUCUGCGGUCCAUCUUCAAUUUCUCCGAGAUCAUUUCCCUCACUUUGUCCUCAGACUCCGUCCAGGUCUCAUGUGGAGAUUCUGUAAUUCCGUCCACAACCAUGUUGUUCAGCCUUUAUUGUCCCUCGAGAUGUAUCCGUCAUUGUUAUCAUGGAUUCACACACAGAACUGAUGUCCUCUCUCAAUGACUUACAGAUUGCUGUCAUCUUGCCGUUCUCCUGUUUCAUCUCAUCGAGCUGACUCUGGGAGAACUCCAAACUGUUCUUCAGGUCCUAGACCUCUCUGGUCAGGUUGUCCAAUUCUUUUAUUAGUUGACUCCACCAGUAUUUGGGCAAAACACUUGAAGCAAUGUUCUUGUUGUUGUAACAACUGCUUGUAGAACUAUUUUUGUUUGUUUAGAAGAUCCUUCACGUGUGAUAGUGAGACACCACUGUCCUCAACGGUUCUCCCACCAGCUUUGGUCUUAGUCAUGGAAGCAACGUAGAUUACGCUGUUACUCCUCGCAGUUCCAGACAGGACAGGUCUCAGGGAAGAUUGAAAACAACAAACAGCAGGGAUCUAGACAGCCACAAACCCGGGACAAUCCACGGUCCCAGCCACAGUGGCUAACCGCGUUGCAGGCUGCAUUCAAGCCCUCAAGAAAAUCCUGCUAGCGUGAUAGGCAGCUAGCUAGCAGCAUUGCUAAAUAGCUCCUCAGACCCGGCCUUGGUCGGCAGGAUCCCUGGACAGAGACUAGCAGUCCCAGCAACUGAUGCCAACUGCGUCGCGGGAUCCAAACUAAAAAGUUAGCUAGCUACUAAGAAACUUUCGAAUACACUUUCAAAACAACAAACUGAGCUCUCCCUCGUUCAACAGGAAGUGACUAUGAGGAGCCUCCUAAUAUCUGGGGUAAUUUCUACUAAUUCAUAUAUAAAAUAUUCAGUCAGUUCAAGCAUAGCCAUUCUCCCCAUACACUCGCUACCAGACACAGUACAGAAUGAUUACAAAUGGAAUUUAGCAACGUGUAAUACAGAAGUCAACAUGUGUAUCAUGUUAUUCACAACUAGAAAAUAUGACGGGGCUAACAGUGACUUUGUUUAAUUAUGUAGCAUUAUUUCAAUCAGCACACAAAUAAUGAUAUAUUAAUAUUACCGCAUAAGAUUAUAUUUGUCACGAUCGUCUAACAGAGUGGACCAAGGCGCAGCGUUGCGGGUGAACAUAUUUAUAUUUAUUAACUAGAUCACACGAUCAAAACAAUGAACGAAACGUGAAGUCCUUCGAUACACAAACCAAAAGGAACAAGAAACCACAACACAAAGUGAAAAGACCGAUAGUUAAAUAUGGCUCCCAAUCAGAGACAACCAGCUGACACUCGUUGCCUCUGAUUGGGAGUCACUCAGGCCAACAUAGAUAUACAAAACAUAGCCUUACACACCCUGGCUCAACAUAACAUAGUCCCCAGAGCCAGGGCGUGACAGUACCCCCCCCCAAAGGCGCGGACUCCGGCCGCGCCAAACAACCACAACAGGGGAGGGACCGGGUGGGCACUCCGCCUCGGCGGCGGAUCCGGCUCCGGACAUGACCCAGGCACGGGUUGUGCUGGACUGACGACGCACACCCCUGGCUUGAUGCGUGGAGGAGGAACGGGCCGGACCGGGCUGACGAAGCGCACCCCUGACUUGGUGCGGGGAGCAGGAAUGAGCCGGACCGGGCUGACGACGCGCACCACUGACCUGGUGCGGGGAGCUUGGAUGGGCCGGACUGGGCUGGCGACGCGCACCACAGACUUGGUGCGGAGAGCAGGAACGGGCCGGACAGGGCUGACGAAACGCACCAUAGACUUGGUGCGGAGAGCAGGCACGGGCCGUGCCGGACUGACGACGCACACCACUGGCUUGGUGCGGGAAGCUUGGAUGGGCCGGACUGGGCUGGCGACGCGCACCACAGACUUGGUGCGGAGAGCAGGAACGGGCCGUGCCGGACUGACGACGCACACCACUGGCUUGGUGCGGGAAGCUUGGAUGGGCCGGACUGGGCUGGCGACGCGCACCACAGACUUGGUGCGGAGAGCAGGAAUGGGCCGGACCGGGCUGGCGACGCGCACCACUGACUUGGUACGGAGAGCAGGAACGGGCCGGACAGGGCUGACGACGCGCACCACAGGCUCGGUGCGAGAGGCAGGAACAGGCCGAACCGUACUGGGGACACACGCCACUGGCCCUAUGCAGGGAUCAGGAACGGGCCGGACCGGACUGGUAAUACACCCCAGUACCUCUCGCCGUGCCUCCACACUUUCCCUCUCCUCUGUGACCAGUGGCCCCCUUAACCUGGCGGCCUCCUCUUCACACCCGCUGGACCGCUCCAUCGCGGCCUCCUGCUGCCCCGUCGUCCACGUCGUGAGCCCCCCCCUAAAAAUUUUCUGGGGUUCUCUCCUCCCCGUGGACCAGGCCUCCCUAGCUCUCGCCAGACUCUCGAUCCAUUGCUUCAUAGACCAGCCUCUCUCCUCUUCACUUAGCGUGGCCCAGCCGAAACUCCUACUCCCCUGAUCCCAGGUCCUUCCUCUCUCCUCUUCAUGCUGCUUGGUCCUGUCUUGGUGGUUUCUUCUGUCACGAUCGUCUAACAGAGUGGACCAAGGCGCAGCGUUGCGGGUGAACAUAUUUAUAUUUAUUAACUAGAUCACACGAUCAAAACAAUGAACGAAACGUGAAGUCCUUCGAUACACAAACCAAAAGGAACAAGAAACCACAACACAAAGUGAAAAGACCGAUAGUUAAAUAUGGCUCCCAAUCAGAGACAACCAGCUGACACUCGUUGCCUCUGAUUGGGAGUCACUCAGGCCAACAUAGAUAUACAAAACAUAGACUUACAUACCCUGGCUCAACAUAACAUAGUCCCCAGAGCCAGGGCGUGACAAUAUUACUUUGUAUAGCACACAAAUGGUCUUCAAUUUUUUAUUUAACCUUUAUUUUAGCAGGGAGUCAUGCUGAGACCACGGUCUCUUUUGCAGAUGAGCAUCAACACGUAAAUAAACAACAAUUACACAAUACAUAUCUAUAUACACAUCAAUUAGACAAUACAUAUCUAUAUACACAUCAAUUAGACAAUACAUAUCUAUAUAGACAAUACAUAUCUAUAUACACAUCAAUUAGACAAUACAUAUCUAUAUACACAUCAAUUAGACAAUACAUAUCUACAUACACAUCAAUUAGACAAUACAUAUCUAUAUACACAUCAAUUAGACAAUACAUAUCUAUAUACACAUCAAUUAGACAAUAGAUGAAAAGCCAAUCAUAUGAAACAAACACAUUGUUCAGUAAAACUGCCUCUAACAUCCACCUGAAUUGAGCCACCAACUUUAAGGACUUUUGGAGAUUAAAGCAGAUUUACAAAUAAAUUCAACACCAUGACAAUUGAAUUGUUGUACAGUAACGAUUUAAUCUAACAUCCUUGUAAUACCAUCAUUGUAGGAGCCAGCCCAGGAACUUUGGACAUCAAAGGUUGAUUUUACAUUUUCAAAAUGGCCACUGAAAGAAGAAAAAACGAUAUAUAUCCGUCAUGAGGGUCAUUUCAGUUGUGAUUUACUUUCCGUUGUUAUUGCGGAAGGUUGUGUGUCACAGAUUGAUCUCCCCCUGGUAUGAGGACAACUGGGACUGCAUCCCAAGGGGCACCCUAUUCCCUAAGGGCCCUGGUCUAAAGUAGUGCACUACAUAGGGAAUAGGGUGCCAUUCCGCUAUGGGCCCUGGUCUAAAGUAGUGCACUAGAUAGGGAAUAGGGUGCCAUUUGGCUAUGGGCCCUGGUCUAAAGUAGUGCACUAGAUAGGGAAUAGGGUGCCAUUUGGCUAUGGGCCCUGGUCUAAAGUAGUGCACUAGAUAGGGAAUAGGGUGCCAUUUGGCUAUGGGCUCUGGUCUAAAGUAGUGCACUACAUAGGGAAUAGGGUGCCAUUUGGCUAUGGGCCCUGGUCUAAAGUAGUGCACUAGAUAGGGAAUAGGGUGCCAUUCGGCUAUGGGCCCUGGUCUAAAGUAGUGCACUAGAUAGGGAAUAGGGUGCCAUUUGGCUAUGGGCCCUGGUCUAAAGUAGUGCACUACAUAGGGAAUAGGGUGCCAUUUGGCUAUGGGCCCUGGUCUAAAGUAGUGCACUACAUAGGGAAUAGGGUGCCAUUUGGCUAUGGGCUCUGGUCUAAAGUAGUGCACUAUAUAGGGAAUAGGGUGCCAUUUGGCUAUGGGCCCUGGUCUAAAGUAGUGCACUAGAUAGGGAAUAGGGUGCCAUUUGGCUAUGGGCUCUGGUCUAAAGUAGUGCACUAUAUAGGGAAUAGGGUGCCAUUUGGCUAUGGGCUCUGGUCUAAAGUAGUGCACUAGAUAGGGAAUAGGGUGCAUCGCAGUGCUAACUGUGCCACUAGAGAUCCUGGUUCGAAUCCAGGCUCUGUCGCAGCCGGCCGCGACCGGGAGACUCAUGGGCGGCGCACAAUUGGCCCAGCGUCGUCCAGGGUAGGGGAGGGAAUGGCCGGCAGGGAUGUUGCUAGAGCAUGGCGUUUGCAACGCCAGGGUUGUGGGUUCGAUUCCCACGGGGGGCCAGUAUAAAAAGAUAUGUAUUCACUAACUGUAAGUCGCUCUGGAUAAGAGCGUCUGCUAAAUGACUAAAAUGUAAAUGUAAAUUUGGCUAUGGGCCCUGGUCUAAAGUAGUGCACUAGAUAGGGAAUAGGGUGCCAUUUGGCUAUGGGUCUGGUCUAAAGUAGUGCACUAGAUAGGGAAUAGGGUGCCAUUUGGCUAUGGGCUCUGGUCUAAAAUAGUGCACUAGAUAGGGAAUAGGGUGCCAUUUGGCUAUGGGCUCUGGUCUAAAGUAGUGCACUAUAUAGGGAAUAGGGUGCCAUUUGGCUAUGGGCCCUGGUCUAAAGUAGUGCACUAGAUAGGGAAUAGGGUGCCAUUUGGCUAUGGGCUCUGGUCUAAAGUAGUGCACUAUAUAGGGAAUAGGGUGCCAUUUGGCUAUGGGCUCUGGUCUAAAGUAGUGCACUAGAUAGGGAAUAGGGUGCCAUUUGGCUAUGGGCCCUGGUCUAAAGUAGUGCACUAGAUAGGGAAUAGGGUGCCAUUUGGCUAUGGGUCUGGUCUAAAGUAGUGCACUAGAUAGGGAAUAGGGUGCCAUUUGGCUAUGGGCUCUGGUCUAAAGUAGUGCACUAGAUAGGGAAUAGGGUGCCAUUUGGCUAUGGGCUCUGGUCUAAAGUAGUGCACUAGAUAGGGAAUAGGGUGCCAUUUGGCUAUGGGCUCUGGUCUAAAGUAGUGCACUAGAUAGGGAAUAGAGGGGCAUUUGGCUAUGGGCUCUGGUCUAAAGUAGUGCACAAGAUAGGGAAUAGGGUGCCAUUUGGCUAUGGGCUCUGGUCUAAAGUAGUGCACUAGAUAGGGAAUAGGGUGCCAUUUGGCUAUGGGCCCUGGUCUAAAGUAGUGCACUAGAUAGGGAAUAGGGUGCCAUUUGGCUAUGGGCCCUGGUCUAAAGUAGUGCACUAAAUAGGGAAUAGGGUGCCAUUUGGCUAUGGGCUCUGGUCUAAAGUAGUGCACUAGAUAGGGAAUAGGGUGCCAUUUGGCUAUGGGCUCUGGUCUAAAGUAGUGCACUAGAUAGGGAAUAGGGUGCCAUUUGGCUAUGGGCUCUGGUCUAAAGUAGUGCACUAGAUAGGGAAUAGGGUGCCAUUUGGCUAUGGGCUCUGGUCUAAAGUAGUGCACUAGAUAGGGAAUAGGGUGCCAUUUGGCUAUGGGCUCUGGUCUAAAGUAGUGCACUAGAUAGGGAAUAGGGUGCCAUUUGGCUAUGGGCUCUGGUCUAAAGUAGUGCACUAGAUAGGGAAUAGGGUGCCAUUUGGCUAUGGGCUCUGGUCUAAAGUAGUGCACUAGAUAGGGAAUAGGGUGCCAUUUGGCUAUGGGCCCUGGUCUAAAGUAGUGCACUAGAUAGGGAAUAGGGUGCCAUUUGGCUAUGGGCUCUGGUCUAAAGUAGUGCACUAGAUAGGGAAUAGGGUGCCAUUUGGCUAUGGGCUCUGGUCUAAAGUAGUGCACUAGAUAGGGAAUAGGAUGCCAUUUGGCUAUGGGCGCUGGUCUAAAGUAGUGCACUAGAUAGGGAAUAGGGUGCCAUUUGGCUAUGGGCUCUGGUCUAAAGUAGUGCACUAGAUAGGGAAUAGGGUGCCAUUUGGCUAUGGGCUCUGGUCUAAAGUAGUGCACUAGAUCGGGAAUAGGGUGCCAUUUGGCUAUGGGCCCUGGUCUAAAGUAGUGCACUAGAUAGGGAAUAGGGUGCCAUUUGGCUAUGGGCUCUGGUCUAAAGUAGUGCACUAGAUCGGGAAUAGGGUGCCAUUUGGCUAUGGGCUCUGGUCUAAAGUAGUGCACUAGAUAGGGAAUAGGGUGCCAUUUGGCUAUGGGCUCUGGUCUAAAGUAGUGCACUAGAUCGGGAAUAGGGUGCCAUUUGGCUAUGGGCCCUGGUCUAAAGUAGUGCACUAGAUAGGGAAUAGGGUGCCAUUUGGCUAUGGGCUCUGGUCUAAAGUAGUGCACUAGAUAGGGAAUAGGGUGCCAUUUGGCUAUGGGCUCUGGUCUAAAGUAGUGCACUAGAUAGGGAAUAGGGUGCCAUUUGGCUAUGGGCUCUGGUCUAAAGUAGUGCACUAGAUAGGGAAUAGGGUGCCAUUUGGCUAUGGGCUCUGGUCUAAAGUAGUGCACUAGAUAGGGAAUAGGGUGCCAUUUGGCUAUGGGCUCUGGUCUAAAGUAGUGCACUAGAUAGGGAAUAGGGUGCCAUUUGGCUAUGGGCCCUGGUCUAAAGUAGUGCACUAGAUAGGGAAUAGGGUGCCAUUUGGCUAUGGGCCCUGGUCUAAAGUAGUGCACUAGAUAGGGAAUAGGGUGCCAUUUGGGACUCAACAUAGAUAUUUAUCUUUCCUUGCGAUGGGGACAGGCAGUAGAGGGGGGGGUAUCAUAAUGACUAAAGACGCACAGUGUGAGAUAUUAUGGUAUGUUACGGCUAAGGAGACCCUGAUGGGCCUUAAAGAUCAGUGAUCCCCAUACACCCUGUUACAGCCUCGCUGGGCUGACGGGACCUAUAAAUUACAGACGGGAGAAGAGAGAGACGGUGUCUUUAUUAAAGGGAGGGGAGAGGAGAGGCUGUCCGAGCUGAAAGAUUACAUUGAUUUCUUCACAAUCUUUUAACCUAAUGGAGAUAUAGCAGUCAUAUUGCCUUUGGUGUCUGUAGUGCUUUGGCAAAGUGUUUUCUGUUUAAUCAGAAACAUGAUUUCAGAGUGUUGACCUUGUGUAUUCUGGAAAGCGAAUCAAUUGUAGGCCAGUGUAAGGCUAUGUGAUUCAGUGAUAAAUAACAAUACAUUUGUUCUUCCUCAUCAAAAUAUUUUGUAACUCCAAUAGCAGAAACCAUAAUUGUUGUGAGAUCUCUGGGGGGUGAUGAGAGAUGAUGCUGUAGAGCGGCUAUUUCAGAUCAACUCAUUCCAGAUGAAAAUAAGCGACUCUUUAAUUAUUAUUUGCUUUGUGACAAAAAUUAUUGUUCGCUUGCAGCCAUAGUACAGGAUUCAAACGUAUGUGGGAGGUUGUUGCCAAUUAAUGGCCUCACAGCAACCAUAAGCCAUACUAAGACCCAGUACAUAUUGCUCAUGUAUGAAGCUGGUAAGACCCAGUACUUCUUUAUCCUGUAUGAAUCUGGUAAGACCCAGUACAUAUUGCUCCUGUAUGAAUCUGGUAAGACCCAGUACUUCUUUAUCCUGUAUGAAUCUGGUAAGACCCAGUACAUAUUGUUCCUGUAUGAAUCUGGUAAGACCACUUGUGUAGCCAGUGUUACCAGUUUCCAGGGGGCUUUCAGCUGUCUUAAUGAAGCCUGUUUCUGUUGUUGAGACACAGCACACACCCAGGCUGUAAAAACACACUCCAAUACAUUAGUGAGAUUUAUCACUUCUUACGAGGGCUUUUCAUUUCAGUGGUUAUCUAUUGGUGUUCAGGGAGGGUUUUCCCGCUGAGCCGUGACCAACUGGUUUUCCAGGCUGGUGAUGGAUGAUAUCCUGGCCGGGGGUCUCUGUAUUGAGAGGUAAGAUGUCUAUAUCCUGUAAUACAGGACUGUUUUUACUGUAAAGAAAACCCCCCAGAGCACUGCACACUCAGCAGUGAUUCUCAGUUACAGUAUACUGUAAUGUAAACUACUGUUAUAGAAUAACUGUUAUGUUGCCCCUGUGGAUUUACAAUAUUUUAGAGCGUCGUGGAGCUUGAAGCCAGGCCAACACCCCACAUGUUCGUCUUUGUGGAUGAGGCUGGUUUUUAACAUGGCCAAAACACGCCGACGUGGAAGGAAUGUGACUGGGAAAAGAGCAACAGUGAAUGUCCCGGGCCGGAGUGUGCCGCAAUAUCCUCUGAAGGAUCUGCUGUUACAUAAACCACUAAUUGGGCCAUAUAACACCUUCAUUCAUGGAUGACCUCUAUGGAAGGCUUUCGCCAGGUGAAGAGAGAGGGCAAGUCAGAAUAAAUAUGGAAACCUGGGUGAUUGUAUGGGACAAUGUGGCAUUUCACCAUGCAGUCACAGAGUGGUUUGCAGCCCAUCCCAGGAUGGUGUCACUUUUCCUCCCCCCCCUUACUCUCCCUUCCUCAACCCCAUAGAAUAAUGAUUUUCCUCAUGGAGGUGGAAAGUUUAUGACCACCAUCCACAUGAUCAAAUGUCACUGUUGGAUGCAAUGAAUGCCUGGAUAUCUCUGCAGAAGAUUGCCAGGGAUGGAUCGGGCGUGCAAAGAGAUUCUUUCCCAGGUGUGUUGCGCGAGAGGCCACACGGUGUGAUGUGGACGAGAACUUGUGUCCCAAUGCAGCAGACGGGGUUGACUAGCAUUGUUAUGUAUCUGUUUCAUUUGGACAAUAUGCUAUGAAUAUUCAUAGUGUGUGUACACUUUUUGUUUGUUUAACAGUGCCGGAAUUAUUUAUUUUUGUGUAUUUUGGAAUUACUCUGCAAAAAGCUAAAUACAGUAAUUUGCAAAAAUACAGUAAAUUGUAUUGAAGCAUAUUGCAGCCUUUCUGCUUUGUUUCUUUACAUAUCUUGCAGGACAUUCUAUACAGUACAGGUUUGCCAGUCUUCUUUUGUAAAAAUGACUGCUGGUUCAUCUAAAAAUAUAUAAUAUUAAAGACAAAUUGACACAUUUUCAAGUGGUAUAUGUUUUUAGAGUUUUGUAGGUAAUGAUCCUAUGGAUGACACAGUGUGCAUGUUGUGAGAGACUGUUAGCUUUCAUUUGGUAGAAAGAUUUGCUUUUGAGACAUGUAGGAUGUGCAUUGCCAAGUUGCAUGUUGUUUUGAUAACUGUAUUUAGAGUUUUGAACAUGUAUCCGCUAUAUUGAACAAUGCUUGUUAGCAAUCGAAAAAAAACUGUAAUACGUUGACAAAUUAAUCCAUAAGCUUAUACUCGGCUUCCAGAUUUCCUCUGCUUCCAGUUCCAAAUAGUGUUUUGGCUGAUACAUUUGCAUUAUUGCAAACAUUGACAUUAUUUCCCCGGUUGAAACCAAAGUAAAUCUCACAGGUAGAACCCAGUAGAUGUGUUGCUGGCACCAGAGCAGGUUGGCAUCCAGCCAGCUUAUUCUCCUCUGUUGUUGCCUUGUGUAUUCACUCCAUGCUGUUUGCUGUAAAGCCCUCACAUGAUGCAUACGUAACAACAUUUCAGUGGGAAUUCAAUCGUUUAUUUUGUGUUUGGUUGUUGAUUUGAUCUUGUUAAAUUCAAAGCCUUGUUUGGGGAGCUGUGAUAGUGUGUUGUCUGACGUGUUUGGGGAGGUCUGACGUGUUUGGGGAGCUGUGAUAGUGUGUUGUCUGACGUGUUUGGGGAGCUGUGAUAGUGUGUUGUCUGACGUGUUUGGGGAGCUGUGAUAGUGUGUUGUCUGACGUGUUUGGGGAGCUGUGAUAGUGUGUUGUCUGACGUGUUUGGGGAGCUGUGAUAGUGUGUUGUCUGACGUGUUUGGGGAGCUGUGAUAGUGUGUUGUCUGACGUGUUUAGGGAGCUGUGAUAGUGUGUUGUCUGAUGUGUUUGGGGAGCUGUGAUACUGUGUUGUCUGACGUGUUUGGGGAGCUGUGAUAGUGUGUUGUCUGACGUGUUUGGGGAGCUGUGAUAGUGUGUUGUCUGACGUGUUUAGGGAGCUGUGAUAGUGUGUUGUGUCUAACGUGUGAGCAGUCUUUUCAUCCGAAAGCAUUAGGGGUGUAACCGUUCACCAAACCCACGGUUCGGUACGUAUUGCGGUUUUGUGGUCACAUUUUGGUACAGCGGGAAAAUGAAACGCUAACAGUUACUGUAGUUAUUAUUUAUUUAUUUGGGAAAAGACGCAAGCAAGUUAAAAGCACCCUAUUGGUGGCCCAAGUCCAGCUUCUGUGACAGCCUUCACAGUGUUCCUGUCUGUGGUGACAGCCUUCACAGUGUUCCUGUCUGUGGUGACAGUCUUCACAGUGUUCCUGUCUGUUGUGACAGCCUUCACAGUGUUCCUGUCUGUUGUGACAGCCUUAACAGUGUUCCUGUCUGUUGUGACAGCCUUCACAGUGUUCCUGUCUGUUGUGACAGCCUUCACAGUGUUCCUGUCUGUUGUGACAGCCUUCACAGUGUUCCUGUCUGUGGUGACAGCCUUCACAGUGUUCCUGUCUGUGUUGACAGCCUUCACAGUGUUCCUGUCUGUGGUGACAGCCUUCACAGUGUUCCUGUCUGUUGUGGCAGCCUUCACAGUGUUCCUGUCUGUUGUGACAGCCUUCACAGUGUUCCUGUCUGUUGUGGCAGCCUUCACAGUGUUCCUGUCUGUUGUGACAGCCUUCACAGUGUUCCUGUCUGUUGUGACAGCCUUCACAGUGUUCCUGUCUGUGGUGACAGCCUUCACAGUGUUCCUGUCUGUGUUGACAGCCUUCACAGUGUUCCUGUCUGUGGUGACAGCCUUCACAGUGUUCCUGUCUGUUGUGGCAGCCUUCACAGUGUUCCUGUCUGUUGUGACAGCCUUCACAGUGUUCCUGUCUGUUGUGGCAGCCUUCACAGUGUUCCUGUCUGUUGUGACAGCCUUCACAGUGUUCCUGUCUGUUGUGGCAGCCUUCACAGUGUUCCUAUCUGUGGUGACAGCCUUCACAGUGUUCCUGUCUGUGGUGACAGCCUUCACAGUGUUCCUGUCUGUUGUGACAGCCUUCACAGUGUUCCUGUCUGUUGUGACAGCCUUCACAGUGUUCCUGUCUGUUGUGACAGCCUUUACAGUGUUCCUGUCUGUUGUGACAGCCUUCACAGUGUUCCUGUCUGUGGUGGCAGCCUUCACAGUGUUCCUGUCUGUUGUGACAGCCUUCACAGUGUUCCUGUCUGUUGUGACAGCCUUCACAGUGUUCCUGUCUGUUGUGACAGCCUUCACAGUGUUCCUGUCUGUGGUGACAGCCUUCACAGUGUUCCUGUCUGUGGUGACAGCCUUCACAGUGUUCCUGUCUGUGGUGACAGCCUUCACAGUGUUCCUGUCUGUUGUGGCAGCCUUCACAGUGUUCCUGUCUGUUGUGACAGCCUUCACAUUGUUCCUGUCUGUUGUGACAGCCUUCACAGUGUUCCUGUCUGUUGUGACAGCCUUCACAGUGUUCCUGUCUGUUGUGAAAGCCUUCACAGUGUUCCUGUCUGUGGUGACAGCCUUCACAGUGUUCGUGUCUGUGGUGACAGCCUUCACAGUGUUCCUGUCUGUUGUGACAGCCUUCACAGUGUUCCUGUCUGUGGUGACAGCCUUCACAGUGUUCCUGUCUGUUGUGACAGCCUACACAGUGUUCCUGUCUGUGGUGAUAGCCUUCACAGUGUUCCUGUCUGUUGUGGCAGCCUUCACAGUGUUCCUGUCUGUGGUGACAGCCUUCACAGUGUUCCUGUCUGUGGUGACAGCCUUCACAGUGUUCCUGUCUGUUGUGACAGCCUUCACAGUGUUCCUGUCUGUUGUGACAGCCUUCACAAUGUUCCUGUCUGUUGUGACAGCCUUCACAGUGUUCCUGUCUGUGGUGACAGCCUUCACAGUGUUCCUGUCUGUUGUGACAGCCUUCACAGUGUUCCUGUCUGUUGUGGUGAAAGCCUUCACAGUGCUCCUGUCUGUUGUGACAGCCUUCACAGUGUUCCUGUCUGUGGUGACAGCCUUCACAGUGUUCCUGUCUGUGGUGACAGCCUUCACAGUGUUCCUGUCUUUAGUGACAGCCUUCACAGUGUUCCUGUCUGUUGUGACAGCCUUCACAGUGUUCCUGUCUGUUGUGGCAUUCUUCACAGUGUUCCUGUCUGUUGUGACAGCCUUCACAGUGUUCCUGUCUGUUGUGGCAGCCUUCACAGUGUUCCUGUCUGUUGUGACAGCCUUCACAGUGUUCCUGUCUGAUGUGACAGCCUUCACAGUGUUCCUGUCUGUUGUGGCAGCCUUUACAGUGUUCCUGUCUGUUUUGACAGCCUUCACAGUGUUCCUGUCUGUUGUGACAGCCUUCACAGUGUUCCUGUUUGUUGUGAGAGCCUUCACAGUGUUCCUGUCUGUUGUGACAGCCUUCACAGUGUUCCUGUCUGUGGUGACAGCCUUCACAGUUUCAUGUCUGUUGUGACAGCCUUCACAGUGUUCCUGUCUGUUGUGACAGCCUUCACAGUGUUCCUGUCUGUUGUGACAGCCUUCACAGUGUUCCUGUCUGUUGUGGCAGCCUUCACAGUGUUUCUGUCUGUUGUGACAGCCUUCACAGUGUUCCUGUCUGUUGUGACAGACUUCACAGUGUUCCUGUCUGUGGUGACAGCCUUCACAGUGUUCCUGUCUGCUGUGGCAGCCUUCACAGUGUUCCUAUCUGUUGUGACAGCCUUCACAGUGUUCCUGUCUGUGGUGACAGCCUUCACAGUGUUCCUGUCUGUUGUGACAGCCUUCACAGUGUUCCUGUCUGUUGUGACAGCCUUCACAAUGUUCCUGUCUGUUGUGACAGCCUUCACAGUGUUCCUGUCUGUGGUGACAGCCUUCACAGUGUUCCUGUCUGUUGUGACAGCCUUCACAGUGUUCCUGUCUGUGGUGACAGCCUUCACAGUGUUCCUGUCUGUUGUGAUAGCCGUCACAGUGUUCCUGUCUGUUGUGACAGCCUUCACAGUGUUCCUGUCUUUGGUGACAGCCUUCACAGUGUUCCUGUCUGUUGUGGCAGCCUUCACAGUGUUCCUGUCUGUUGUGACAGCCUUCACAGUGUUACUGUCUGUUGUGGCAGCCUUCAAAGUGUUCCUGUCUGUUGUGACAGCCUUCACAGUGUUCCUGUCUGUUGUGACAGCCUUCACAGUGUUCCUGUCUGUGGUGACAGCCUUCACAGUGUUCCUGUCUGUGGUGACAGCCUUCACAGUGUUCCUGUCUGUUGUGACAGCCUUCACAGUGUUCCUGUCUGUUGUGACAGCCUUCACAGUGUUCCUGUCUGUGGUGACAGCCUUCACAGUGUUCCUGUCUGUUGUGGCAGCCUUCACAGUGUUCCUGUCUGUUGUGACAGCCUUCACAGUGUUCCUGUCUGUUGUGACAGACUUCACAGUGUUCCUGUCUGUGGUGACAGCCUUCACAGUGUUCCUGUCUGCUGUGGCAGCCUUCACAGUGUUCCUAUCUGUUGUGACAGCCUUCACAGUGUUCCUGUCUGUGGUGACAGCCUUCACAGUGUUCCUGUCUGUUGUGACAGCCUUCACAGUGUUCCUGUCUGUGGUGACAGCCUUCACAGUGUUCCUGUCUGUUGUGAUAGCCUUCACAGUGUUCCUGUCUGUUGUGACAGCCUUCACAGUGUUCCUGUCUGUUGUGACAGCCUUCACAGUGUUCCUGUCUGUGGUGACAGCCUUCACAGUGUUCCUGUCUGUUGUGACAGCCUUCACAGUGUUACUGUCUGUGGUGACAGGGAUUGUUAUGUUGGGCCUCAAGUAGAGGUCUUCACAGGUCCAAAACAUUUUAAUCCAAUUAUUUUAUAAAUACACUAGAUGGAAGCUAGGGGGCGCUGUGUUGAAGCCACCGAUCCUCCAUCUUAGCACUUCCCCACCAUUGUAAAAAAUAUUUUGGAAGCCAUAGAAAUGCAUUUAUCAAAUAAAAUUGUAUUUGUCACACGCGCCGAAUACAACAGGUGACAAUACAACCUUACCGUGAAAUGCUUGCUUACGAGCCCUUAACCAACAAUGCAUUUUUUUUUUAAAGUAAGAAAAUAAUUUUUUUAAAUAUACAAAAUAAAAAAUAAAAAAGUAACACAAUAAAAUAACAAUAAUGAGGCUAUACUCUAUACAGGGGACACACUCCACGAGUGUAUUUCAUACCGAACCCCUCCCUUGAGAUGACGUAGAUUUCAUUGGUAGUGUUGAACCACUAGCGGCAAAAAGAGCUAGAUUUAAAAUACUAAAAUACGAAAUAUAUCACUUUUGCAACAAACUGUCAAAAUGAAGACCAGAAUGGCGUGUUUCUCUAUAACUAAGUCUAAAACAUCUGGUUUUCAAUUUGAAAAAACCAAAACAUUAAAGUUACUCUAAGUAGCAACCUGGCCCUAUCCCAAGCGGAAAAAUAUUUAAUAUUUCAAUAUACUUAAAUCAUACUUAAUUAUCAAGUAUAUUUAAUGCACUUAAUGUCCAUUUUAUUUGUUUUUUAUUAGCAUUUAAGUAUAUUAAAUACAUUUCAAGUUAUCUAAAUUAAGUUAAUUCUUUGUAUAUUAGAUAAAGAGCAAAAUAAAUAUACUUUGAAUACACCUUAACUACAUUUGAUGUAUAUUAGAAAUAUACUAGAAAUGGUAUUUGAAUUAAAAUUCCUGUAUUUUCUUUACAAAUAAGUGUAUUUAUAAUGUGUUUCAAGUAUACUUUAAUAAAUACACUUCUACUUGUUAACCACAUUAGCUAUUGUAAUUAGCUAUGUAAAGGUUACCUUUUAUUGACCAACGCAUCUUCUUAGCCAAUGUUAACAUGCUAUUUACAAAGCAGUUGUGCCUGGAGCAGCAUUUAUCAAGUAACACUUCUGAGAACUGUGGCAUUUCACCUUCCAACAGGACAACAAACCUAAGCACACAGCCAAGACAAGUCUCUGAAUGUCCUUGAGUGGCCCAGCCAGAGCCCGGACUUGAACCCGAUCGAACAUCUCUGGAGCGACGCUCCCCAUCCAACCUGACAGAGCUUGAGAGGAUCUGCAGAGAAGAAUGGGAGAAACUCCCCAAAUACAGGUGUGCCAAGCUUGUAGCGUCAUACCCAAGAAGACUCAAGGCUGUAAUUGCUGCCAAAGGUGCUUCAACAAAGUACUGAGUAAAGGGUCUGAAUACUUAUGUAAAUAGAAUAUUUCCGUUUUUUAUUUUUAAUACAUUUGCAAAAUGUUCUAAAACCUGUACUUGCUUUGUCAUUAUGGGGUAUUGUGUGUAGAUUGAUGAGAAAAACAACAACAAUUGAAUCAAUUUUAGAAUAAGGCUGUAAUGUAAUAAAAUGUGGAAAAAUGUAAAUGGUCUGAAUACUUUCCGAAUGCAGUGUAUGUGAUCGUAUAUACAAACGUAAGCAAGGUUUGAAAUGAUUAUCUUAGUCAAACGUUAUAUAUCUGUUUGGGCUUCUUGCCAAAAGUCUACAAAUGAUUAGUAAUUAUGUUCUGGUCCCCUGACUAUCCGCUCAAGCUGAACCCAGUGGAUGAUCUGUAGUGGCUCGUACCAUCUCCUCUCUGUAGGUUGAAAGAACAGCUGGCUUUUGUUACCAAACUCUAGGGGAAUAAUAUUAUCUUUCUAACACUAGACGCAAUAUUUUAUUUUAUAUUUUUGUACUGUCUUUUAACGAAGCCAUUCCUAAUUGCACAGUGUGAAAGGCACGUGAGGAUGAGUGCUUUCUUUUGGUCAUCAUUAUAUCUCCGUGAGCGACUGUUGCUAGGCGUUGAACAGGUGAAUUUCCUCUAGUUCCUCUGCAGGUGAUUCAUGACAUUGUUCAGUUUCACCUUCAAGGUCACGUUGGUCUCAGGGUCAAACGCAUUUCAGUUCAGUUGAUUCAGGAAGAAAACUGAAAUUCUAAAUGCAAUUUCCCCCAUUUGCUUUUCAAACCCUGAUGGAUUGGUUUACUAGUGUAGAAUAACACAUAUUUAUUGAUUCAAUGAAAAUUGAAGGCGUGGCUAUGAAAGAAAUGGCGCAAAAGGUAGUGAUUGUAUUACUUCAACUGUAAUAAAACAACUUAAUUUACAUUUCUGGUUGCAGGGCUGGUUACUGGGCAGUGUUGUGCUGGGGCAAUAUCAAGGUUGUGCUGUUUCCAACUGGGACGUAGUCUAAUCAGAUCUUUGUCUGCUGUUUUAUUGCAAAGUUAUUGCUGUUAGUAGAGAAAGGCUUAUCCCGUCACAGAUAUCGCUUUCUGCCUGAUCUCCUGUGUGUGGAGGAUUUUGACCUUAAAGUCAUAAAGCUUUAUUUUCUCAUGGUUAAAGAAGAGGGCUUUUGAUUUCAAGGUGAUUCAUUUAUCACUUCAAAGCCUGUUAAUGGCGCCUAUUCCAAUGUGAUGAAAAUAGAUAAGAUCUGAGUCCCAAAUGGCACCCUAUUCCCUAUCUAGUGCACUACUUUAGACCAGGACCCAUAGCCAAAUGGCACCCUAUUCCCUAUCUAGUGCACUACUUUAGACCAGAGCCCAUAGCCAAAUGGCACCCUAUUCCCUAUCUAGUGCACUACUUUAGACCAGAGCCCAUAGCCAAAUGGCACCCUAUUCCCUAUCUAGUGCACUACUUUAGACCAGAGCCCAUAGCCAAAUGGCACCCUAUUCCCCUAUCUAGUGCACUGCUUUAGACCAGGGCAUUUGGGAUGAAGCGAAGAUAUUUAUGACUUCCACAUUUAUGACAGCAAUGAGCCCAAAUGCAUGUCACAGAUAUGGCUCUGCCCCAAACAAGUCUCACGUGUCACGUGUGAGUAAAGAGAGUUCUUUACAAAGCGGUCAUUUGAUUUGUUAGACUAUAAGAUCUGCUAUUCUAAUUUAGUUCAGUGGUUGACUAAGUAGCAGGAUAAAUUGCUGCUUUGAAGCCAGAGGAAUGGGCAUUGGUCACCAUGAUGUUUGUACAAAUCAGAUCAGUACAAAGUACUGGUCUGUUUUAUCUGGUUGUUCUGUAGAGAUGGAGAGUGUCCCACCGUCAGUCUGUUCAUCUGGCUGAUCUAUAGAGACAGGACCGGCUCUGGCUGAUCUAUAGAGACAGGACCGGCUCUGGCUGAUCUAUAGAGACAGGACCGGCUCUGGCUGAUCUAUAGAGACAGGACCGGCUCUGGCUGAUCUAUAGAGACAGGACCGGCUCUGGCUGAUCUAUAGAGACAGGACCGGCUCUGGCUGAUCUAUAGAGACAGGACCGGCUCGGGCUGAUCUAUAGAGACAGGACCGGCUCUGGCUGAUCUAUAGAGACAGGACCGGCUCUGGCUGAUCUAUAGAGACAGGACCGGCUCUGGCUGAUCUAUAGAGACAGGACCGGCUCUGGCUGAUCUAUAGAGACAGGACCGGCUCGGGCUGAUCUAUAGAGACAGGACCAACUCUGGCUGAUCUAUAGAGACAGGACCGGCUCUGGCUGAUCUAUAGAGACAGGACCGGCUCUGGCUGAUCUGUAGAGACAGGACCGGCUCUGGCUGAUCUAUAGAGACAGGACCGGUUCGGGCCUUUUGGGGACCCUAAGAGAAAUGUGGCUGUGUUAGGUACAGUGGGGAGAACAAGUAUUUGAUACGCUGCCGAUUUUGCAGGUUUUCCUACUUACAAAGCAUGUAGAGGUCUGUCAUUUUUAUCAUAGGUACACUUCAACUGUGAGAGACGGAAUCUAAAACAAAAAUCAAAAAAAUCACAUUAUAUGAUUUUUAAGUCAUUGCAGUAUACUUCCAUUAAUGUUUUCAUCUGGUACCGGGGACCUUCGGGAGGGGGUGAGAGGGAGGGGGAGGAGGGGGAGGAGGGGAGUGGGGGUGAUGAAUGGAGGGGGAUAGGGGAGGUGAGUAUGGAGGGGGAGGCCGGUGUUAGAUGGAUGUGGAUGUGAGAGGGAGGAUGUAUUUAUAUGGUGCGGUUAGCGAUGCGUGUGAUUAUGGUUUUUAUACUGGAGGGGGCGGAGUGGUUCGCUUGUGUGGGCAGGUGCUCGUGUCUUUUUCGUUCUUUUUCUUUCUGCUUUUUUUUUUGUCACUUCUGUUCGGAGUCUCUUCCUUGCGUUUCUUUGGGGGAUCUGACUAACAGAGCCCAGAGAUACCGCUGUCAUGUCAGAGAUAUCCUCCUUAUUGGGACUAAUUGUGAUGAUGGGAGUGUGGAGGGGGAGCAAUCGUUGCCUUUCAGUGUGUAAAGUGGUGUUCUAAUGAAAGACAGUUUAUCUGUGUUGUUGUACACUGCAUUAUCUCCUGGUUUGUUAAGUGCUCCAUGACCUCCGUUCUCUACAUUACCUUGGAGAUAAUGAACGACGCAGCCGCCGAGCCACUUUACCACAAUUACCAAAGAAAACAAUACUAA